ACACUUCCGGAGAUCGUUUAUUGAUGAGCAUUGUCUGUGCUGAGGUUGCUCAUCAGCGCUUCGAGUCGGUUUUUGCGUCCAGCAGCAGCAGCAUGUCUCAGGCGCGGGUUACUGACUUCUUCUCCCGUAAAAAGAAAGGCACCGGCGGCCCGGCGAAGGUUCCCCCGCCGCGCAGCAGCACGGUCGGAGGUCGCUCUUCCCCCUGUUCGUCCUCAGUUCAUGAAGAGUUUGUCCGAGUGAUCGAUGAGGCCGCGGGGCUGAACAAUGGCGAGUCUGCUAUCAGCAACGCCGCAGAGCACCCCCCCUCCAGUCCCCGUACACCGAAGCGGACCUCGGCUGAUGUGGAGUGCGCCCUCACUGCCGCCGCCGAGCAUAGUACGGCCAAGAAGAGACGGUCGGCGGAGGCCGCGGGAGAAGCUGUGCUUCCGCACAAGGGCAUGAGAAAGUCCGCCAGGAAGAAGCUCGACCUGCCCGCAGAGACCCCGCAGGCUCUGGGUAAAGAGGACAUUGCUGCUCUCAAGUCGCGCCUUGUGAGGAUAAAGAAGCGUGUAGCUGAGAUCCCUGACGCUGCCUCCUCGGGUUCAACUGCACCCUCGUCUUCCUCCUCUCCGUCUCAUUCAGUUCCUGACAGCAGCACCCCUCCUGUUCCCCAAACCAGCACUACUGAUGCUAAGGCCUUGAAGUUCACUGUAGCGCGUGCCAAGGAGCUGGCAGCUAAAGCUCAGAGGAGGAAGGAGGAGCGAGAGGCAGAGGAGAGGAAGCUGACUGAGGCAGAGGCUCGGGACAGUGCUGAGGCCCCGGCAUACCAGCGCUACCACACCCUUGGCCAAGCUGCCCCCCCGGGCCUCUCUCUCCCUUACCAUUACAAGGUGCUGGCUGAGAUGUUCAGAAGCAUGGACACGGUCAUCGCCAUGUUGUACAACCGCUGUGAGACCGCAACCUUCGCCAAGAUCAAACGGGGGGUUCAGGACAUGAUGCAUAAGCGGUUUGAAGAGAGCCACAUAGGUCAGAUAAAGACCGUGUUCCCCGAGGCGUACACAUUCAGACAGGAGAAGAACAUCCCGACGUUCAACAGCAGCAUUAAGAAGGGCAGCUACCAGCUCACUGUGGAGCCCAUCAUUACCUCUGAACUUAAUGAGGCCCGACCGGUACUGUCAGCCUCUCGUCUGCUGGAGAGAAGACGCGUCUUCCACCAGAACCUGGUUUCCAUGGUCAAACAGCACCACAAGGUGUUCCUGUCCUCGUUGGAUCCUCCAGUAUUGGUUCCAGAAGACAAACUGACCCGCUGGCACCCUCGCUUUAACGUGGACACUGUGGCACCCGUGCACACGAGCUCACUGCCUCAGGUCCCUCAGACUGAGAAACUGGCCACAGCUCAGGAGGUGCUCGACAAGGCCCGCUCACUCCUCACACCCAAGAUGGAGAAGGCUCUGGUGGGGCUGGCUCUGAAGACUGAAGACAAAGCUGCAGACAAGGAGCCAACAUCUGUGAAGAAUCCAGCAGUCCCUCAGGCAUCAGCUGUCCCUGCAGCUCAGGUCCCAAAUGCCCUGAAAGGGGUGUCCCAGUCCCUCUUGGACAGGAUUCGCGCAAAGGAAGCACAGAAGCUCCAGGCAGCCAUGACUCGCAACAGCAACCAAGAGGAGCGCCUGUUGAUGAUGUCACGACUUGGAGAGCUGGCGAGGAUUCUCCGCAAUGUGUUUGUCGCAGAGAAGAAACCGUCUUUAAUAAUGGAAGUGGCCUGUAACCGGAUGGUGGCGAGCUACAGAUCGGCUCUCAGCACAGGUGAAAUGGAGAAACACAUCCGGCUGCUGGCAGAAGUGACGGGGGAUUGGCUGACUAUCCAUCCAGUGAGGAAGGACUUGUACCUGAAGCUGAAUAAGAGCGUGGAGCUCAGCACCGUUGUGGACAAACUGAACAGCAGACUGAGGGAGGAAGAGCGGCUCUGAGACGAGCGCCACUUUAAUGACUGAGGGGGGCUGACAGGUCGCCGUGCUCUGGAAGCUGCUCGCACAUUUUUAGUACAUAGGUUGGGGUUGAUGUUUCCUGAGCUGCUCCGACCAUUGUUCCAUUUUACUGACUGGUAUCUUUUUUUUUUUUUUUCCUGUCACUCCAAAGUGAUCGAUGUGCCGACUUCGUCUUUCAGGAUCACGUUUCUGUGGAGUUUGAGUCAGUGUUUGAUAAUGUUUAAGAAAUCCAGCAUUCACUGCUUCAUCCAGCUUUUUGAGUUCACUGUAUAACCGUAAAAUAAAGAGUGCGUUCAUUAUGAGGCCGGGAUGGCUGAGCACGAGGGGGUGCAGUGGGAUUUCUCUGAAGGACCAAUUCAGGAAUUCUCUCACUGUGAAUGGAGCAUUUUAUAAAACAAGUUACUUCAUACACUGGAAAUAACUUAGCCUGGUCCAUGCUAGUGUGUGUGUGUGUGUGUGUGUGUGUGUGUGUGUGUGUGUGUGUGAUAUCAAACAAUUAUUCAAGUCAAGAAGUAAAACGAGCUAAACACGUCCAGCAGGUUAAAGAGAGCAGGCAGUGUUUGAAAUAUUACGCUCGUCUGUUUCUCAGGUUUAACAAAUCCUGAGUCUAAACCUGAGCUCAGCACAUCCAUGAACAAAGGAGGGGAGAGUCAGAGUUUCUUAAAUGUUACAUAAGAACGUAAGAUUAAUAUUUUAGGCAGUCAGGGACUGACCCCUGCUCCAGAUCUGAGGGGGGGGGUGGCCCAGAACUUUGACAUGCUGUAAAUGUUUGAUUAUAUCCAGGUGAACGUGUGCAGGUGUAUCC
This is a messenger RNA of Archocentrus centrarchus (flier cichlid), 2769 nucleotides long. RefSeq names its product chromatin licensing and DNA replication factor 1 (gene cdt1). Gene Ontology annotation, molecular function: DNA polymerase binding; DNA binding. Gene Ontology annotation, biological process: regulation of DNA-templated DNA replication initiation; mitotic cell cycle; DNA replication preinitiation complex assembly. The record is from RefSeq and is a predicted model, not a curated record. Gene Ontology annotation, cellular component: nucleus. The coding region runs from base 24 to 1946 and encodes 640 amino acids. The transcript is spliced from 9 exons. NCBI's taxonomy places the organism in Eukaryota, Metazoa, Chordata, Actinopteri, Cichliformes, Cichlidae.